AUGUCCGACUACUACGACCUCGGAGACUACCGCCGCGAGGUAACCACCUCAAAUCAAGAUGUCCAGAUCUGGUUUAGCCGUGGCUUAAUCUGGGCUUAUGCCUUUAACCAUGACGAAUCCGUCCGAUGCUUCGAGCAGGUCGUCGCCCUCGACCCGCACUGUGCGAUGGGCUACUGGGGCAUUGCAUUCGCCCUAGGCCCAAAUUAUAAUAAGCCGUGGGAGUUGUUUGACGGCGAGGAUCUGUCAGCUACAACGACACGCGCGCACCAGGCUAUCGUGCAAGCCAAGACGUUGGCACCACACGCCACAGCUUUGGAGAAUGCACUCGUUGAUGCGCUCGCUUGUCGAUAUCCGCAAAAGCAGCCUGGAGAUUGUCUUGCAUGGGAUCGGAGUUAUGCAAAGGCCAUGGAGGCCGUGUACGAGCAGUAUCCGGAUGAUCUCGACGUUACGGCGCUGUACUGCGAUGCGCUGAUGAAUCUCACGCCGUGGAAGAUGUGGGACUUCAGAACGGGCCAACCGGCAGCGGGUGCGAAAACGCUUCUCGUAAAGAAAAUGCUUGACCGCGCUUUGGAGCGCGAUGAGACUCACGAACAUCCCGGAAUUCUGCACUUGUACAUUCAUCUCAUGGAGAUGUCUUCGGUGCCAGAAAUUGUGCUCCCCAUCGCCAAUUGCCUGCGCGGCCUCGUUCCCGACGCAGGUCAUCUCGAACAUAUGCCCACCCACAUUGAUGUCCUGUGCGGUGACUACCGCAGCGCUGUAAAGUCCAAUACGUCUGCCAUUCGAGCGGAUAACAAGUUCCUCGCCAAUCAGCCUGUUGGCCAUUUCUAUAAUCUGUACCGCGCACAUGAUUACCACUUCAGGAUGUAUGCUGCUAUGAUGGGCGGGCAAUCGAAAAUUGCGCUGGAUACCGGGGCUGAGAUGGCGCAUAUUGUUACCGAAUGCCUCUCGCAGGCUAGCUCUUUGGGGCCUCGCUCGCCGCCAAUGGCGGACUGGCUGGAAGGGUUCGUUUCCAUGCAGGUGCAUGGGUUUAUACGAUUCGGUCGGUGGGAUGAUAUCAUUACUUUGAAGUUGCCGACUGAUGCGCAGUUGUACUGUGUCACCACAGCAAUGAUGCACUACGCGAAAGGCGUCGCAUUGGCGGCCACUGGGCGGGUUCCUGAAGCGGACGCAGAACGUAAAUUGUUCAAGGAGUCUGUCAAACUCGUUCCCGAUUCACGGAGAAUUUUCAACAAUAAGUGUACCGACAUCCUCGGCAUUGCAUCCGAAAUGCUCGAUGGCGAAAUUACAUAUCGUCGCGGUGAGUUCGAUGCGGCGUUUGAUCAUCUCCGUGAAGCUGUGAAGCGAGAAGAUACAUUGCCCUACGAUGAGCCAUGGGGCUGGAUGCAGCCAUCAAGACAUGCGCUUGGGGCUCUGCUGCUUGAGCAGGGUCACAUUAAACAGGCUCUAGCUGUUUAUGCUGCAGACCUUGGGGUUGAGCAUGAGAGUGAUCCGCCGCUGCCUCGUGCGCUGAGACAUUAUGGUAAUGUUUGGGCUUUGCAUGGUUACCAAGAGUGUUUGCUUAAGCUUGGAAAUAAGCAUGAGGCAAGGCGUCAGGCGCCGCAGUUGAAGCAUGUGCUAGCUUACGCUGAUGUGCCUAUCAAGUCUUCUUGCUUCUGUCGAAUCGACACUACUUGA
This is a messenger RNA of Penicillium soppii, 1674 nucleotides long. RefSeq names its product TPR domain protein. Gene Ontology annotation, cellular component: intracellular anatomical structure. The record is from RefSeq and is a predicted model, not a curated record. Gene Ontology annotation, molecular function: protein binding. Lineage: Eukaryota; Fungi; Ascomycota; Eurotiomycetes; Eurotiales; Aspergillaceae. The transcript has a single exon. The coding region runs from base 1 to 1674 and encodes 557 amino acids.